Molecule: messenger RNA, 2563 nt
Organism: Clarias gariepinus (North African catfish)
Lineage: Eukaryota; Metazoa; Chordata; Actinopteri; Siluriformes; Clariidae
Gene: st14
Product: ST14 transmembrane serine protease matriptase
Exons: 19
Coding region: 1-2517 (838 amino acids)
Biological process (GO): acrosome reaction; proteolysis
Molecular function (GO): serine-type endopeptidase activity; protein binding
Source: RefSeq, a predicted model, not a curated record
AUGACGGGUCAAAAUGAAGAACUCACCUUCAUAACACGGGAACAGAAGAGGCCCUCACAGAAGAAGAAGAAGACAGGGCUGGUGGUGGCAAGUGUACUGCUGCUGCUGCUGGUCCUGGCGGCUGUGGCUGGAUUUCUCAUAUGGUGGUUUGCUAUCAGGCCCAACUCAAAGCUCCAGGCGGGCACAGCGUCUAAAAUGGAAGCCCAGCGGAAUUUGGGAACGCGAGUCUUUAGCGGCGAGAUGAAGCUGAUAGAUGCCACGUACAAGCCUCAAUACGCGGACCCCAAAAGUACAGAGUUCAGAGAGACAGCUGAUACACUGCAGGACAUUCUUAAUAAGACAAUCUCCAACGACGAAUUUCUUCGCAAGUACUACAAUCAGUCUGUCAUCUCUGCCUUCAGCGAUGGUGUGAUCGCAUACCACUGGAUACGUUUCGAUGUUCCUCCAGAGUCCAUGACCAUCCUGAACAAGCUGACAGCAGAUCGCGUGCUAGACACGCUCCGCCGAGGAGUCCGUCAGGAGGGCACACGCAGCAUGCAGCCCUUCACCAUUACCGGCAUCACCGCCUCACUUACAGACGACAGGAUGGCCAGGAACCCAAGAGCCCCGGAAUGUGUCAUUAAUCUGGAGGCAACUUCCAACAUCCAGAAGUUCCAGUCACCUGGUUACCCAGCUGGGUAUCCAGCCCAGACGCGAUGCCAGUGGCAAAUCCGCGCUCCUGCUGAUAAAGCCAUCCUGGUCAAGUUCCCUUUUUUCUACAUUCAGGACUCAUGCUCCAGUGACUAUGUUUUUAUCUUCGACUCUCUCAGCCCCGAUGAAGCUCGUGCCAUCACACAGAAUUGUGGUCAACGUCCCCCAACUAACCCCCUGGAAGUCAUCUCCUCUAGCAAUGUUAUGCUCAUCAACCUCGUCACUGAUACAAUCCAGAAGCCAGGAUUUGAAGCACAAUACAGCGCCAUCUCCAGAAUUACAGCUGAGACAUGCGGAGCCCUUCUGACCGACCUUUCUGGAAACUUCACCACCCCGCACUACCCAAGUUUCUACCCUCCCAUGGUGAACUGCGCCUGGACUAUCACUGUGCCUAAAGGCAUGAAAAUCCGAGUGAGGUUCAGCAUGUUCCGUCUAAAGGAACCAGGCACCAACACUCAAACUUGCAAAAAAGACUAUGUGAAGAUCAACGGCUCAAAGUACUGCGGCGAAAGGCCCGGUCUGACUCUGAGCAGCGAUAAUAACACCUUGGUGAUAAGCUUCUAUUCAGAUGGCUCAUAUUCGGAUAAAGGCUUCAAUGCCCAGUACAGGGCAUACGACCCACAGAACCCUUGUCCGGGUCAGUUUGCCUGUACUUCAGGACUCUGCAUUUCCAAAGAGCUUCAGUGUGACGGCUGGAAUGACUGUGGAGACAUGAGCGAUGAGAAAAAGUGCCAAUGUGAGGAGGACCACUUUGUAUGUGACAACGGCAUAUGCAAACCAAAGUACUGGCUUUGUGACCAAGUGAACGACUGUGGAGACAACAGUGAUGAAAAAGGCUGCACCUGUGUGAAGAAUCAGUUCCGUUGCGGUGACGGCACCUGCAUGCCCGACACCGUAAAGUGUAACGGGAAGAAAGACUGUGCAGAUGGCAGCGAUGAGGCCUCCUGUAAGGAGUCUGAGGGAAUGUGCACAGACUUCACCUUCACCUGUAAAAAUAGACAGUGUGUCAACAAACUCAAUGCCGAGUGCGAUAAAGUCAACGACUGCUCCGACGGUUCUGAUGAGCUGGGCUGUGACUGUGGUGAGCGUCCAUACAAACACAACCGUAUUGUUGGCGGGGUGAAUGCUGACGUGGGUGAAUGGCCAUGGCAGGUCAGCCUACACUACCAAACUAGCGGGCACGUCUGCGGCGCCUCGAUCAUCUCGGACAAAUGGCUGCUCACUGCCUCUCAUUGCUUUAUGACCGGUGAAGCUUCAUACCGUGACCCGUCAAAUUGGAUGACAUACAGCGGUAUGCAUGAUCAGCAGAAGGAUGACACCAAUGUACAGAUGCGUGAGGUGAAGACCAUCAUCACACAUGCAGACUACAACCAGAUGACAUACGAUAAUGACGUCGCCUUACUGGAACUGAAGCAAUCACUGCAGUUCUCCAGCACUGUUCAUCCAGUGUGUCUGCCAGCCAGCUCGCACGUCUUCCCACCCGGAAUGCCUUGCUGGGUGACGGGCUGGGGGGCAGUCAGAGAGGGAGGAGGGGUCUCGGUUAUUCUGCAGAAAGCACAAGUUAAAAUCAUUAAUGACACAAUAUGUGAUUCAGUAACAGAGGGUCAGGUGACCUCACGCAUGCUGUGCAGCGGUUUCCUUACUGGAGGAGUGGACGCUUGUCAGGGUGACUCGGGCGGUCCUCUAGUUUGUGUCUCCGAGGCAAAUAUCUGGUUCCAGUGUGGGAUAGUGAGUUGGGGAGAAGGCUGCGCACGCCGCAACAAACCUGGCGUCUACACACGACUCACAAAGUUCCGCGACUGGAUACAGCAACACGCUGGAGUGUAGCAACCUGACGAGAUCCAGGAUGAGUGUGUGUGUGUGUGUGUGUGUG